Paramecium primaurelia is the source of this 12081-nucleotide messenger RNA. NCBI's taxonomy places the organism in Eukaryota, Ciliophora, Oligohymenophorea, Peniculida, Parameciidae. The record is from the annotation of a GenBank genome assembly.
AUGCGAAUUCCUUAAGCUUACUAUGAUAGCAUGAUUAAAAGAUAUAAGAAAUCUAAACAAUGUGAUUAAACUGAUUACUCUUGGAUUGAAACAACCAAGAAGUCUUUUGUAGAAAGAAUUUAAGAUUUUGCAUAAUGCAAACAAUUGUAAGAUCCAAAGUAUAUACGAAUCAUUUGUGAAACAAUUGAUGCAAUAUUUGAAGCAGCAGUUGCCUUAUUUCAAGAUCAAGACCAAACUCUUUGUGUUCAAUUGCUAGGUGAAUCUGAUUCUAUUUAAAUAUGGGAUUUGUGUUUAUAGUGCUGUGAUUAUAUAAUCAAGUUUGCAAACCCAAAAAUAAGUAUUUCUAUUUUAAUAAUCUAAAGUUGAUAUGUUUUUUAGUUAUGAGCAUAUUUUGACACUAAUAUUUCAUAAUCCAGAUUAUGAAUUAUAAAAAAUAUAUAAAUUGGUGUAAUGCAUGUAAUAUUUGAUUGAAUCAAUGAAUGGAUCUAAAGCUUGUAAAUUUAAAAGUAUUUAUAUAUAAACUAUAAAUUUUAGUUGAAUAAUUUGAGAGAGUCUUUUUAAGAUUCAUGUAUAUUAAUACAUUUUUAUAAAAGAAUAUUUACAAUUUAUCAGAUUAGGAAUAUUAGGAAUUGUUUUAAUUAUAAACUGAUAAUUACAAUCUUAAAAUAACAAUCCCAAAUGAAGAUAUGAAUAAUUAUUAAAGAUUUUUGGAGAUGAGUAAUUUCAGAAAAAUACUCAAAUCCCCACCUAUAAAUUUAGACAUUCCUUUUGAUUUUACUAAAAAUCCAUUAGAUUAAAGUUUAUAGAUAGGAUCAGAAAUUAAAGUAUAAAAAGAUAGUAUUCUCUUUGAUUAAAUCUUUAUCAGAUUACUUUGUUAAUAUUCUAAUGAUGAACUAUUACUAUAAAAGAUGUUUAUCAGUAAUUAUAUAUUUCAUUUUAAAUGUACUUUUUCUGAUUUACAAUUAUUUAAUCAUAAAUAUAUGACAGAUAUUACUAAUAGAUUAAUAGAUCAAAAAGACUUUUUAUUAUUAUUAAUAAGAAUGAUUGCUAGUAAUAAAGAUGAAUCACUUAAUGAUACUCUAGUAGAAAGUCUUCAAUUUAUUAAAUCAAAGCAAGUAUUAUUAUAUGAACAUAAUACAUUCUUGGAUAAAUUAUGGUUAUUUGAAUUAUAAGGAAUUUAAGAUACAUUAAUUUGGUGGAAAAAAGAACUCUAAAUCAAUGAAGGUAAUUUCUAUGAUAAUAGAAUGAAUUUAAAUGUUAAAUUAUAACAAUUAUUCUUUUAAUCAUUAUCUGAUUAAUAAUUUACAUAGAUGUUCAAGAAAUAACCAAAUUAUACAUAAUGGAAUUACAUUAUCAUUCAAAUUAUAAGAAAAUCUUUUGGAUAAGAUGGACAAACUUAAUUACCAUUCUAUAUAUUAAAUCCAAUAUUAAGUUAUUGUAUUAAUUUGAUCACUGAAUUACCAGGCAAUAAUCAAAAUCAAUAAUUAGAUUAUUAAUUAGAAACUUAAAUUAUUUAAGGAUUAAUAGAAAUUCUUAAAAAUUGUAAUAAAAAAUCAUAAAUUUAAUUAUAAAUUAGAGCAUUUCAAUUAUUAAAUUAAUUAAUUACAUACUAUAAAUUAGAAUUUGAUUAAGUAUAAAUUUAAAAUGCUUAAUCUGAAUUUUUGAUGCCAGUUCCUGAAAGAUAUCACAAAUUGCUUACAGAAAUCUGGUCAAACAAGAUAUUGGAAGAUACACUACACACAGCUGAACUCAAUGAAACAUUAUACACCUAUUUAAUAACCUAAUUAGCAAUAACAAUGGGUGAGAAUCCAGCUAGAGUAAGAUAAUUCUAUGAAAACAAUAGUUUAUAAUAUCUUAUUAAUAGAAUUAUUGAAUUAUUAAAGAUUUGUUCAAGAGCAUCUCCUUUAAUAGUAACAAUAAUAAAUUUAUUGAUUGCAAUAAGUACAAAUGAAUAAGCAAUAUCAUUAACUUUAUAAUCUAAUAACAAUAUUGAUUAAUAAUAAUAAGAUAAUUUGAUUAAGAGAAUAUUUAUUAAGUGUUAUUUACCUUCAAUUGAAUUAUUAAAUGAUCCUUCAGUAAGUGAUGAUUUUGCAAAGAAGAUUAUUAUGUUGUAUAGUUAAAGUAUGUUAGCAAAAAAAUAAAUAGAAAAAGUAAUAGAAAAUACAUUUGUUCAAAUAUCAUAAUUGGUAGAUUUGAGUAAAGAUAAAAUAGAGGAAAUUGUGAGUAAUUAAGAAAAGUUAUAAUCCUUUUAUAGUUAUUCAAAAAGCUUACAAGCCUUAUUAUAAUUAUUCAUGCAAUUACAACCUGAGAAGAAAUCUUCAUAUCGAUCAUUUUAAGGAUAUGAAGAAUUAUAAUUAGAAGAAGCAUAGAGAUAAAAGGAUUUAUUAUUUAAUUCACUUUUGAAGAAUUAAAAAUUUGUAGAAGCAUUAGAAAAGAUAAUAAUGAGUCCGAUACUAAUAGGUAGUAAAAACAAGGAUACUUAUGUUGAACACUAUGUUGGUAUUCUGUGUAAGAAAAACAAGUUAAAUCCUUAUACUUCUUUAUGGAAGGAAUUAGAUCUAAUCUCUUAAAAUUAUAUGGUUAUAGGUGAUUAGAAAAUUAUUGAUAUUGGCAAAUUAGUUGAUUAUGAUGCUUUGUCUAUCCAUAUGAGUGACAAAUAUUUUUUUAGAAAAAUCAUCAAACAUAUAUCUCCUUAAACUUAUAGAGGAUUCUAUAUACUAAGUCGUUUUCACUUGAUUCAUUAUUUAAUUAAGAUGUGUGUGAAUUAGGGUGUAGCUUAAAAUUAAGAUACUCAUCUAAUGAUUUCUUAAUUGUUAGAAAUCUAUUUUUUAUCUUCAUAACAUGCAGGUUUUCAUGAAUCCAUUAUGAUGUUUAUGUCUGCUAAAUAAUAGAUUUAGAAACAUUAAACUAGUUAUGAUGAAGAUACAUAAAUAAGAAGAAGGAUAAGCAAAGAUAAUUUGAUUCCAUUAUAAUCAUCUUGUUUGGAUUUGAUAGGUAAAUUAUAAUAACAAGUUGAAUAAAAAGAUUAUGUAAUUAAGAAAUAUGGAGAAAUAACUUAAUUAUUCUUCCAAAAUUUCUAAGAAAAAUGUUAAUAAAUUAAAUAAGCUUAAGGAAUAUAAAUUAUAUCUCUUGUAACAUAUUUUUAAGAUAUGUUAAAAUCAUUCAAAUUUCUUUAGAAUUUAUUUUUGAGUUUAGAAUAAUAGUAUUAGCCAUUAUAAUUUACAGUAAUCUGUUUUCAAAAUAGUAAUUUCUUUUUAUAAUUGAUUGAGAUUCUAUAACAUUUGGAUAACACAUAAAGACAAUAAUAAUUCAAUGGAACAAAAGAAUAAGAGAUUACUAGAAAGAUUUUACCAGGAUUUAUAGAAGCUAUACAUUAACAUAUAGAUAAUAUUAUUAAAUUAUUAAUUUUUAAGAAGAUUUCUAUUGAUAAGAUAUAAUUGUCUGGAUAAUUAAUUCAAGAUCCUUUAUAAUUAGAUAUAGUAUGCAAUGAACUUUUUGUAUCUUAAGCAUAAAUAAUUAAUUAAAUGAUAGAUUAAUUGCUUUACAAUAAUUGUGAAGGUAAUUUAAAGACUUUAUUGGAAUAAUUAAUAUAGAGGUUUUAUUCAAUCAAAGAUUUAUAAGUCUAGGAAAUGAGAAAGAUAGCUGGAACUGAAACAAAAGAAUAAUAAGUAAUUGGAAAUAAAGAUAAUAAUUAACUAUUAUCAGGAAAUGAAAUACGAUAAGAAUAAAAGAAAUCAUUAUUUGAUAGACCUGAAAUUUAAGCAAUGAUUGAUGAUAUAUGUGAUAUGGGAUUCAAAUAAUCAUUAAUCAAAAAAGCUUUAUAAAGAAUUGAAAUUCCUGAACCUACAAUGAUCAUUGAUAUGUUAAUAAAUGAAAGGAUUUCUGAUGAUGAAGAAGAGUAGGAAGAUGUUUUAGAUUAAGAAAUAAAGAUGGCUGAAUAAAAUCAAUUAAUUUAAGAUUAAUUAGCUUAAUAAAUAUAAAAAAUAGAGAGUCAAAUAGAAAAAGAGUAAAUUAAAAAUGAAAUCUAAGUCUUAGAUUAAGAUUAAUUCAUGAAAAUAUUAUAAUAAAAUUUCCCAUAAGCAAAUACUUAAUUAAAUAUAUUGGAAAGGUUUUUAACAUUAAUAAAUGAUUUUUAAGUUAAAUUAGAUUCUAAUCUUAAUAAAAUAUUAGAUUAAUAAUUAAACAAUCAAAAAUUAAGUGGUAAUUUAUUAGAAUACUUAUUUACAAUUGCCAAAAAAUCAUAACAUAUAAAUAAGAUUUUAGAUUAUAUAUUUAUGAUAUUAAAUCCUUUAAAAAAAGAAAAAUCAUCUUAAGAUUUAAAUACAACUAUGAUACAAUAUUAAAAAGCAUUAUAAUGGCUUAACAUAUUAUAAUAGAUUGCUCCUUAGGAACAUGAAAAAUUAUAUUAAAAUUUAGCUUUAAUAGAUUAAGAACCAUAAUAAAAAUAUGUUUUAUCAUUUUAAUCCAUGAUUACAUUAGGUUUUGCUUUGUCUAAUGAUAUUUUUGAUCAAUUUAAAAAGAAUGGAGAUAUAGAACUAUAAUAAUUAAAAUAACUAAAAAUAUCUGAAUUACCUUACUAAGAAAUUUUAAUUUAAGCAUAAAAUAUUACUAAUAAUCUUAAUAAUUUAUAUGAAAACAAAUAAAAUACAAUUAAAUUAUUCUGUAAAGAAAUUUUAGAGGCAUAAAAAUAUCUUACUAAGUUUUUCUUGAAUUUAUAAAACAAACAUGAUUAAUUAAUUGAAAGAUAUUGGAGUUAGAUGCUAAUCUAUUUAGAAUUUUUGAUAUAAAUUUGUACAAUCAAUUUAGAAUUGUAAGAAUAAACAUAAUAAACUUUUAAUUUCCUUGAUGAAUUGGACACAUUUAUUAAUGAUACUUAAUCAUUGAAAGAAUAAAGAGAUUAAUCUCAAAAUAUUAUUUAUUUUAGAUAAUUAAUUUAAAGAAGAUUUAUGUUUGAUAAAUAAUUAAUAUCAUAAUUAUUACAAUGUUUAAAUAAUUUUGGAUUGCAUAAUUAAAACAAGUUAUUUAAUAUGUUAAUCAAAAAAACAUCAAAUAAUAAAUAAUCAUUAUUGGAGACAUUAUUAUAAUUAAAAAUUUAAACUAGUCAUUUAGAAUAAGAAGAAUCUUAACCAGUAUUUCUUGAAAACUUAAUAUAUCUUGUUGCCAUAGAUAGCAAAACAACUAAUGAUUUAAUUUUCUAAAUUUUGAAAUAAGUGAUGCUAAAUGAACAUAUAGAUUGGCAUGCUUAAUAAUUAAAGAAUAUUGAUGAUCUAAAAUAAUUACAAUUCCCAUAAAAAUUUAUAGAAUGUCCAUUACAAUACUUGUUAUCGUUUCAUCCUGUAUUAGUUAACAAUCCUAUUAUCUAUAAUAUGAUAAUUGAACAAUAAGGUUUAUCUAUUACUGAUAAGUUCUCAGAAUUAAAUAGGAUUCACGCCCCAAAAUAAUCAUAACCUUUGCCAACAGGUAAAUUAACAAAAGAAUAAGAGAAAUUAUCGAAAGAGAAAGAAAAAGAAUAGUAAGCUCAACCAUAGACAGAAAUAGUUAUCAGAUUUGAAAUCGAAUAAUUAAUUGAACCAUAAUUGAAUGAAAAUUUUAUUUAUUUAGUCAAUAUUAUUGCUUAAAAAACUAUUGAUAGGUUUUUUGAAGAGAAUUAUAGAUUGAUAGAAUAAAUAUUUAAAGUUUAGUUGAAUCAAUAUAAAGAUGAUAAUAGAAUAUAUUUAUAUGGUUGGGAUCAAUUAUUAAGAAUAAUUGAAAUGCUCAUCAUUAAAAUCCCUUAAUUAAUAUUAUAUCUAAGAUAAUUGUAAGUUGAUCUACCACCAUAAUUAAUAAAUGAGAAUAAAAAAAUUACUUUUAUAGAAUUUGUAAUUAAGUAUUUGACAUGGGUUGGAGGUGAUAAAUUGGCUAACUUUAUGCACAACUAUUUAAGCGAUAUUAAUUUAUUAUCUAUAGGAUAUGGAGUCACUAUUGCUUAAGAAGUUUUACAAUUAUUAUUGAAUGAAUUAUAAUUAGAUAUUAAUUAGGAUUAGAUGCUUUAGAAAUAUUUUCACAUUAUGCAAUUAUUGAUAUUGUUUGCUUAGACUUUAACUAUGCAGAAUUGUUGCAUGAUCUUAACUGACUAAAGAUCAUAAUUGAACAUUAUUCCUUAAUUAAUAAGCACCUUGAAUACUGUUAAAAAUUGUGAAAAUAAAUAAUUUGUUAAAACAUACUAAUAAACUAUAGCCAAAGUUAUUGAACCUUUCUUAUAAUCUUAAAUAUAUUAUGAUCAUAUUAAAUAUGGAAAGUAUGGGGAUAUAUUCAGAUUAUAAUAAAGCAUUACUGAUAAUCCUUUUAAAUAUCAUUAUUUGCAUUGUCUAAAAAAUCAAUUGAUUUGUUAUUGUUUAUAUCCCAAUUUUAAGAGUGUUCCAGGAUCAGCUUAACAUUUUAUUUCUCAUUAAUAAGUGCAAUAAACUUUAAAAGAUGAACACUAAUAAGAAUUGAUAUGGCCACUCUAUCAAUCAAGAAAAAAUUACAAUAAUUAAAGGCAAAAUAAUUAAAAGCAAUAAGAAGAAGAUGUGAGUGAUUCUGAUUCAGAUUAAGAUAUUCUUUUAGUAGAUAAUAGUCAAAUCAAAUAUAAAGUAAAUUAUUCAAGUAUAAAUUCUUGGGGUUCUGAUUAUUAUUAUUAUGACAAUAAUGAUUUCAUGUCAAAAUACAGCAUGAAUAGAGAUGAUGAUAGAUUGCAACGAGAUAAUUAAUAAAAUAUAUUUUCUUAGAAAGAUCUCAAUAUUUUAUUUUGUAAAGUUGAUCCACAAAUUAUUAGUUUCACAUUACCUGCUUUAUCAAUUACAAAAUCAAAUAUUCAAUAUCAUUCCAAUGAUUAUAAAUAGUGGAUUACCUCUAUUGUUGGGUUGUAUUAUAGUUCAAAUGAAUAUUUUGAAAAUAAAAAAUCCUUGAUUUCAAAAUCAUAUGAAAAUUAACUUAAAAUCACUGUUGAAUUCAUUCAUUAGAUGAAUAGGCUAUUAUUAUCUUCAAAUUACUAUAGAAAUAAAUAAAAUGAUUAUAUGCAAUCAUAUUUAUCAUAUUAUUUGAAUGGAACACUAAAUAACCUAUAAGUUUAAGCAAGUGCUACUUGUUUCUAUUCAAAAUUUGGUUAACCUCCAAAUUAAUUAUAAUAAGAUUAUCAAGCUAAUUCAAUAUCUGUAAAUGCCAAUGAAUCAUAACAAUAAUAACAUAGAAUCUUAUGUUAAAUAUCAUGUAAUAUUCUAUAAAGCAGAGUAGUUUUAAAUGGUAUGCCAAAUGAAUUGCAAGAUUAAAAUUUACUUAAAGGAAAUCUUUAAAGAUUAUUACACCCAGAAGAACAGCUUAUAAUUCAACCAAUCAUCUUAUAAAUUCCAAAAAGAUAAUAUGUUUAACCUGAUCCAUAGUAAUUAUUAAUUUAUGAUAAUUUGGUUCUUGAAAUGUUUAUAAAUCUUUUACUAGAUGUAAAUAAUUUUCCAUAAUUUCCUUUUAAUUUAUUUAGAUAAAUUAGUAAAUGUUCUCGACUUGGAUUCAAAUUAUUGAUUUAAUUAUUACUCUUAUAUUAAGAAUAAAAAAAUAACUUAGAUUUAACUUUAAAAAUCUUAUAUCUAGUAAGUCAAAAAAUACCAUCUACUAAUCUUAGAGAUUUGUUAUCUGAAUAAUUAUAAGUGAGUCCCAUUUUAAAUAAAAGAGAAAAGGCAAAUCUCGCCAAAGUUUAAGAAAUUAAGGAACAAUUUGUAAUUGAAGAAGAAGAAAAUUUAGAUGAAUAACCUUAAGAUGAGGAUCCAGAAAAUCCACUUGUCUUUUUGAUUAAUUAAAUUAAUAUAUAUUGUGAGAAAAACAUCUCAUUCAUGAAACUCUUUCAUAAUCCAGAAUCUUAUAUACCAUUAGAAAAAAGUAAAAUUAAUAUGAUAUUUUAGAUAUACUAUUGACUCCAUUAUUAGCUAACUAAACUGGAAUGCAUUUAUCUUACUUGAUUUAAAUUAUUAAAGGUUCAUUGAUGAUUGGAAGUGAAGAUACAAAAGAUAAAAAUAAAAAAAGCGAUGAUGAUUAUCUAUUAAAAAUAUAGAGAAGAUAAGCUACAAUCUUUACAAAUAGUAUCCAAGAGGAAACUAAUAAUAAAUUAUUUGAUCUUGUCUCUUAACUCAAUAAACAUGAAGAAGAUAUUCAUUUAUAAGAAAUGAUUUUUAAAACAUUUGCAGAGAGAUAUUCAGAAAAUUCAUAAGAUCAAUGGGAACCAUAAUCCUAUUACAGUAGAUUGCCUUUUUCAUUAAGAUAAAAUGAACUAUUCUAACAAUAAUUACUAUAAUAAUAGUAAUAAUAACAAUAGUAGUAAUAAUAAUAAUAAUAACAAUAACAACAGCUAUAAUAAUAAUAAUAAUAACAAUAAUAGGAGUAAUAAUAAAGGCAUCUAUUAUAAAAUGCAAACUUAUUUUAAAAGCCAUUAUUUCCAUCAGCCAAAAAUGCAUUACCUCAAACACUCCCUACUCAAGUUCCUCCUCCAAUAACAUCUGUAUCAAUACUUUAAUAACAAAAUGAAUAAUUAUAAUAAUACUAAUAAUAAUAUCAAAAAAAUUUAUAAAACAUGCGAAAAUAGACAGCCUCUUAAGUUUAUUAUCAGUAACUUAGAUAAUUUUAUGAUUAGUAUGUUAAAAUUAAUGAUAAUUAAUAAGACAAUUUCUAGACUUAAUAAUAACACCUUAAAUAAUUUUAUGACAAUAUUUAAUUAUAGAAAUAGUAAUAAUAAGAUAAACAAUAAUAAGAGUAAUAAUAGAAUGAGAUUAAUUAAUAAUCAAUAUCUCUUGAAUAAUAAAUAUAGUAAUAAUCAGAUUAAACCUAAAAUAUAACUGAAGAAUAGAAUGAAUAAGAUUAAAAAAUAUAAUAAAGAGAGAGAAAACUUAGUGCCAAGAUCUCCCAUGUUGAAAUAGAUAUUAUAACAGCAUUGUGCAAAAUUCUUAAUAAUCCACAUCUUAGAGAUUGCAAUUCUACUGAAAUCAUUAAUAUAAUCAACACAUAUGCGAAUGAUAGAUUAAAAAUGGAGCAUGCUAUUAAUGAAUUGACAAAAUACAUAAUCUAACAAUCUAAAAUAUUCAAUUAUGAAUUAGAUAGAAAAAGAAAAUAACUUAGAGAAAUAGCAAGUUAACGAGAAAAAGUGCCUGAGCAUGAUCCUGAAAAAUAAUAAUAGUUAUCUUAAUAAGAGAAUGAAAUUAUUAAAGAACUUAAUUAGAAAACACCAGAUCCUAGCGUAAUUCAAAGAUGUUUUAUUGCUAUUAUAGGAUUUUUAAAUUUAAAUUUGAGUGCUUCAGAUUAAUAAAAAUAAUCAACAAAUAAGCCAAGUUCAACAUAAACUAGAUAAUAAAUUUAAUAAGAUAAAAAGAAAUUUAAAUUGCAUCAACAAGGAAAAUAAAUAGAUGAUAUACAAGAAGUUGAUACUUUAUCAAAAAAAGACAUUAGAAAAUAAUUCAUUAAUGUAUUAUAAACAAGAUAAACUCACCAUUUGUGGCUUAAUGUUGUAGAAACAUUAUUAUUGAUUUUUAAUUGUAAAGGUCAUAGAUCAUUAGAAUUAUUAUAGAAAAAAUUAUAUCCUCUUUUAGAAUGUUUCCUGAGACUUUAUUAAAAUGUACAUGAAGAUACAAAUAAUUAAGAUUCACUUUAAUAAGGUACUUCAGAUCCUAACUUUUUUGAACGUAAUACAAGUGGAUCGGCCACAAAUUCAUUAUAAUUUGGGUUAUUAUAAACAUAAAAUAUUCAUCUAAAACGAUCAUUUUCUGCUGUUAGAAAUGAAAAUGAAAUGUAAAUGAAAAUUGAUGAAUUAUUCACUUAUCUUUGUAUUAAUGGUAAAAGACUCAUCAAUCAUUUGAUAUAACAAAGACUUCAUUAAAUUACUAUUGAUCAUAAAUAAAAUUAGAAUUCUAAUUUAAUCAAAUUUUUUAAAGAAACUGAUCCUUUAGCUUUUGUUUUCUUCAAAAUGAGUCAAAUAAUUUCGUUUGAAAAUAAAAAACAUUUAUUUGAAUUGGAUUUAGAAGCACUUAAAAUAAGUGACAGACCUAAUGCUCGAUCAAGAGGUAGAUAAAAUGAUACUAUUGAAAUUAAUGUUGUUAGAGAAACAAGACUAUAGUAAUCUUUAGAAAAAGUUAUUAAUAUUGAUAAGAUUAAAUUUAGAAAAUGUGAUAUAAAAAUUAGAUAUCAAGGAGAAAGAGGUUAAGAUGAAGGAGGUAUUAGAAAGGAGUGGAUGACAAAUCUUGUAAAAGACAUCUUGUAAACAGAUAAAUUUGAAUUAACAACUAAGAGAUUCUACAAAAUUAAUCCAAAUAAAAAAGCAUAAGAGGAUUUGAAUCAUUAUAAACUUUUAGGUAAAAUUAUUGCGAAAAGCAUUUAUGAUGGAUUACUUUUGCCUGUAUAUUUCAUUUCUCCAAUUUUCAAGCAAAUGCUUUAGAAAAAACCUAGUUUUGAUGAUCUUGAACACUAUAAUGAAGGAUAUUAUGAUACCUUCAUUAAAUUUUUAAAUGAAGAAACAUAAGUUCAAUAUAAAGAUUUAUUCGAAUUUUGGAUUCCUGAAGAAUAUGCAAAUCUGAUAGAAUAAAAUAAAAAGUUAAUCUUUUCUGAUCUUCUAUAAGAUUAUUUAGAAAAGAAUCCUAUUGAAUUAAAAUAAGAAUAAUUAAAUGAAUAAUAAUAAUAAUAGAAUACUUAAUAGGAAGCCUAAUUAACUUAAGAAUAAGAUUAAACAAAACCAUAAAAAUAAGACCAACAGUAAGAAUAAGAAUAAGAAUAAUAAUAGUAAUAAUAAUAAUAAUAAUAAUAAUAAUAAUAAUAAUAAUAAUAAUAAUAAUAAUAAUAAUAAUAAUAAUAAUAAUAAUAAUAAUAAUAAUAGUAAUAAGAAUAAGAAUAAUAAUAAUAAUAAGAAUAAGAAUAAUAAUAGUAAUAAGAAUAAGAAUAGGAGAAAUAAUUGUAAGUAUUAUAAUAAUCUGAAUAAAAAUAUCAAGAAUAUUUAUAAAUAUUUGAAGAUAUAUAGAAAUAAUAAUUACUAAUAUAAUAAUAAUAAUAACAGUUAUUAGAUUAAUAAAUUAUCAGAGAAACAGAAGACUUAUAAUUUUUUAAAGAUAACUUUCUUUAAUAGAAAUAUGAAGACAUUUAGUAACAUGAAUCAUAAUUAGAAAUGAAUUUAGAAAAAUUCGAAUAAUAAUAAUUAAUAUUAUAUCUAUAAUAACAGUAUGAUUAAUCGCUUGUAUCUUAAUAAAUUAUAAAAGAAUAGUAAAUAGCUCAAUAAAAAAUGGAGAUAUAAUAAAAAUAAGUAGAAUCUGAAGGAAUGGUUCCACUUUUAAAGGCAGAACAAUAAAAAAGUGAAAAAGAAGAAAUAAAAAUAAAGAAAUAAUCCGAAGAUAUUACAGCUGAAGACAUGGAAAAUAGGGAAAAGAAAAGACUUAUCAGAAAGAAUAAAAAAAAAUAGUUAAAUGAUGAAGUUUUGAAACACAUUAAAUUGUAAGAUGUUUUUGAAAAAUAAACUACUAAUGUAUCAAUUAAACAUAAAAGAUUAAUUUGUGAAUAUAUUAGCAAAAGAAUUAUGUUAGAAGAGAUUAAAACUUAGUUAUAAGCAUUAAGAGAAGGCUUUUUUGAUAUUUUAUAAAAAGAGUAUUUCUCUUAUAUGGAUUGGAGAGAUCUUUAGAAAUUAAUAAUAGGAGUUCCUUCUGUUGAUGGUAUUUUAUUUUAUUAUUUAUUUUUAGUUGAUGAUUUAUAAGCGAAUACAGAAUAUAUAAAUUAUGAAAAAAAUAAUUAAACAGUCUUAUGGUUUUGGGAAGUUUUAACAACAUUAAGCGAUUCUGAAAAGGCUGAUUUCUUAAUGUUUGCAACAGGAAGUCCUUUAGUUCCAUUUGGAGGAUUUAAGAAUUUAAGAGGUCCAAAUGGUCCAAGAAAGUUCUCUAUUUCAAAAGACUUCAAUAAAGAACAUUUUAUUAAGGCUCAUGCAUGGUAUAAUUUUUAAUUAUCGUUAGCUUUAAUCGUAUUGAUUUACCAGAAUACUCAUCUAAAGAAAUAGUAAGAGAGAAAUUACUAAAAUCUUUGAAAGAAUCUGGUUCAGGAUUUGAUUUAAGUUGA